GCGGAAGUGAAACUGCCACGAAUCAACAUGGCUUCAAAACAACAGCUUGAGAGUUUAAGGGAAGAUCUAAUUUGUCCCAUCUGUUUAGACUUAUUCACCGAUCCGGUGUCACCAGACUGCGGCCACAACUUCUGCCGCUCCUGUAUCACACAGUUAUGGGAACAUGAAGAUAGAAACUCCUGCCCGGAAUGUAGAGAGGUGUUUACAGACCGCACCCUCAGGGUUAGUCGGGCCUUGGCGAGUCUGGCUGGGAAAGCUCGAACACUGAACCCGAAUCUCAAAGGGAAGGAAAGUAAAUUUAACUGCGAGAAACAUCAGGAGGAACUGAAACUGUUUUGUGAAACGGACAAGAAACUGAUCUGUGUGAUUUGUGCAGCUGGGCGGGAACACAAGACUCACAGCUUCAUGCCGGUGGAUGAAGCUGUUGAAAUCUACAAGGCUGAGAUCAAAUCUUCCUUGGAAUCUCUCACUCAAAAUAAAUUGGCGUUGGAGCGAAUGGAACAGCAACAAAAGCAGAAGUUUUGUGGAGUUCUGUGUGCUUAG
This is a messenger RNA of Amblyraja radiata (thorny skate), 543 nucleotides long. RefSeq names its product zinc finger protein RFP-like. The record is from RefSeq and is a predicted model, not a curated record. Gene Ontology annotation, molecular function: zinc ion binding. The transcript is spliced from 3 exons. Lineage: Eukaryota; Metazoa; Chordata; Chondrichthyes; Rajiformes; Rajidae. The coding region runs from base 28 to 543 and encodes 171 amino acids.